Messenger RNA from Neodiprion fabricii, 2010 nucleotides. RefSeq names its product regulator of chromosome condensation (gene Rcc1). Bases 141 to 1442 code for a protein of 433 amino acids. Gene Ontology annotation, molecular function: guanyl-nucleotide exchange factor activity. Gene Ontology annotation, cellular component: cytoplasm. NCBI's taxonomy places the organism in Eukaryota, Metazoa, Arthropoda, Insecta, Hymenoptera, Diprionidae. The record is from RefSeq and is a predicted model, not a curated record. The transcript has 6 exons.
AUGGUUUUCUCACGCGCUUGAACGUUAGAAGCGUUUGAACCGCAUCUGGUUGGGACAAUAUUGCACUGCGAGUUUUGGCGCGAAAGUCGGUACAGCGUGUUUAACAGUCGCUUGCGGUUUAGAUUAGUCUUCGUGAGAUCAUGCCCCCCAAGAAAGCGAUGAAACGAACUGCCUCGGUGCCUCCGGCAGAGAAUUCGGCGAAACACGCGAAGACCAACAAGCACAGAUAUGAAUUUGUGCCUGCACCCAAUUUGCCACGGCGGCAGAUUGCAGGCUCGAUCCUGAGUUUUGGACAGGGGGAUGUUGGUCAGCUUGGGCUGGGCGAAGAUGUGCAUGAAAAAACGCGCCCUGCCGUCAUACCUGAACAUGAAGAUAUCGUUGACAUAGCAGCAGGUGGUAUGCACAAUGCAUGCCUAAAUAAAGAUGGGAAAGUUUUGUCCUUUGGUUGUAAUGACGAGGGAGCGCUUGGACGAGAUACUAGCAAAGAAGGCUCGGAGACUUUUCCAGGAUUUGUUACGCUCCCAGAAAAAGCUGUACAGGUCACUGCCGGUGACUCGCAUUCGGCGGCCCUCCUUGAGGAUGGCAGGGUAUUUGCGUGGGGGGCUUUCAGGGAUUCACACGGAAAUAUGGGACUUACACCUCGAGGAAACGAGAGGUUUCCUGUGGAGAUAUUACCUGGUGUAAAAGUGAUUAAAAUCGCGUCUGGGGCCGACCAUCUUGUUUUACUGACAGGUAAAGGUCAAGUAUAUACCUGUGGCUGUGCUGAGCAGGGGCAGCUUGGACGAGUAGCUGCAAGAUCAGCUGACCGACAUAGUCGGUAUGGAAUUACCCAUCUCCUAACUCCAGGACUAAUUACCCUCAAGGCGACAAAAAAGCUAUUAUUUCAAGAUAUUUGGACAGGAUUAUACUGUACAUUUGUGAAAGAAUACCACCACGGGGAGAUAUAUGUUUUCGGAUUAAACAAUUAUUAUCAAAUAGGUCUUACAGAAGCUAUCGUACAUCCUUACCCUCAAGUUUCAAAAACCUUCAGCGGUCGUGCAUGGAAACACAUCAGCAGCGGUCAACACCAUACUAUUGCCCUCGAUGAAAUGGGACAGGUUUUCACCAUGGGACGGAAAGAAUAUGGUCGACUAGGCCUUGGACCAAAUUGCACAGAUGCCAAGGAACUUGUUCCAGUUCCGGCUCUUAAAUCAAUUAAAUGCAUAGACGCGUGUACGGGAAGUACACAAUCAUUUGCUGUCACCAGUGCAGGAGAGUUAUAUGCUUGGGGGAUGGGUAGCAGUGGCCAGUUAGGCACAGGGAAAGAAGAGGACGUCGAGACACCAGUUGUUAUCAAAGGAAGACAACUAGAAUCGAGAACUGUUAUACGAGUAGCAGGUGGUGGUCAACACACAGUUAUUUUGGCUAUACCUCGACCAAUCGAGGAUGAAAUCACUAAUUAAAUAUGGUGAUCUGACAAAAUUCCGGUGUAGCUCUGUUAAUGGCUCAGUUAUCUAUAUUUACUAUUGAUUUUUAAGAAAUUAUUGAAUGAUUCGCAAGUUCCGUUGCCCUGGACAAUUAAUAAUGGAAAAGUAUUUAAGGUGCAUGUAAUCAAGCGUUGGUAGCGUACCACGGUAUGUACUGAUACUUGCCCUCUUGCUACAACAAUCAAUUCUUUGUUUCCUCCGAGACAAUUUGCUCGGUUUAAAUAUUUUCAUACGAUAUUCGAGUGGCAGGGUCAGUAUGAAACGGUAAAAUUAUGCUAUGGGGUAAACAUUUUUUACUGUCUUGUUCACUGUUUUGCCGCAUCUGUUACUCUCGUGGAGCUACACUGCCCAGAGUGAAACCCUAAUGAAUAUGCGUCAUGAAAGACUGAAUGUUUUACACGGAUUUCUGUAAAGAUAGGAGCGAUUGCACGCCAAAGACAAUAUUUUUUAUUACAGCAAAUCGUGCGAUAACCGUACCUCGGAUAAUACAUCUACCUGUACCCAACGUUGUUACAUAUAUCAAUAUACUGUUCACAAAACGUUA